Molecule: messenger RNA, 2017 nt
Organism: Argentina anserina (silverweed cinquefoil)
Lineage: Eukaryota; Viridiplantae; Streptophyta; Magnoliopsida; Rosales; Rosaceae
Product: NAC domain-containing protein 71-like
Exons: 5
Coding region: 600-1709 (369 amino acids)
Biological process (GO): regulation of DNA-templated transcription
Molecular function (GO): DNA binding
Source: RefSeq, a predicted model, not a curated record
UCCUUCCCCUCUCCCCUUGCCCUUUUUGCUUCUUGACACUGACUCUUGUGCUACCUCUACCUCUUUCUGGCUCAUAAUCUUUUCCAACUGCCAGCCUACUUCUAUUUUUUCAACAAGUUUCGAAUGGUUUUUACUUCAGAGUAUUGCAAUAGGUUCCAGUUCUGGAAGUUCUGACCAGUUUUGUUUAGACAAAGCUCUUCUAUUUUUUCUGUUCAAGUUCACUCAUUGAGCCUAUAUCAGAUUCUGAGUAUUGACUUGGAGGCUUAAAUUCGAUUCCUUUACAUCUUAUUUUGGGAAUUGCUGAAGGAAAAAUUGUGAGGGGGUUGUUGUGGGUGGCACAUUUAUUAUAAGAAUAGAGUUUCUAAAGACAAUGAUUCUGUCAUCCAAAGGGUGCAUUCUGUGGAGGUUUUACUCAAUUCCAGACAAGAAAUCUAUUGUUGACAAAAGCUUUUACUUUUGGAUUUUCCAAAUUUUUAAUAGAUACAGUAUGGGCACUUAAUCGGAAUUUUUCAUAUCAUUCAUCCCUAAGCUGAAGCAGUCUGCUAUUAUAGCUAUUAUAUUUAUUGUUUUGUUUCGAAAAUUUCGGUUAUCUGUGAAUUAUGGGAGGGGCAUCACUACCACCAGGUUUCAGAUUCCACCCAACUGAUGAAGAAUUAGUGGGAUACUAUCUUAGUAGAAAAGUUGAGGGGCUUGAAUUUGAGCUUGAAGUAAUCCCUGUGAUCGAUUUGUACAAAUUCGAUCCCUGGGAGCUGCCAGAGAAAUCAUUUCUCCCCAGGCGAGAUAUGGAAUGGUUCUUCUUCUGUCCAAGGGAUAGAAAGUACCCGAACGGUUCAAGGACAAAUAGAGCUACCAAAGCUGGAUACUGGAAAGCCACUGGAAAAGACCGCAAGGUUGCCUGCCAAUCUAGUGUUACUGGAUACCGCAAGACCCUUGUUUUCUAUCGUGGACGUGCUCCUUUAGGUGAUCGAACAGAUUGGAUUAUGCACGAGUACCGCCUCAAUGAUGAUUUUGCUCAGGGGUCACCAGGACAUAAGGGAGUUUUUGCUUUGUGCCGUGUUGUUAAAAAGAAUGAUCACACACAGAAGGCAAAUGACCCCAGUGGAGAACUCAAGGGUAAGACGGAUGGAAGUACUUCAAGCAAUGGAGAUUUGACCACAUCAAGAAACUCGAAUGAGACCUUGAGCAUCUCUGCUGGAAUGUCAUCUCAAGUGAACUACCAGCAUGACGAGAGUCGACUUUCAGGCCAUACUACUUCUCCACAUGAAGUCUCUCAAAUUGCAGAAUUUGUGCCAGUUCCAAGAAACACCAAUGCUGCAGAUAUCUGGGUCUCACCUGACUUAAUUCUUGAUUCUUCAAAGGACUACCCUCAGUUGCAAGGAGCUGUGCCUAAUUACUACCCGCAGUACGAGUUUCCAGGCACAAUGUCACCAUGGCAGUCAUAUGAGCAUACUGAGAUUUCGCCUAGUUCGUCAUACUCAAAUUUUGGGAACUUCCUAAUGGCAGAUGAUCUGAAUCCUAUGGCCAGCAUGUCACCUUUCUCAGGACACACAGACUACAUGGGUUAUUGUGGAAAUGAGGGAUUCCAAUAUGAAGUAUCUGAAGCAAGUGAUGGCCAAGCUCCAAUUUGCAGGCAAGUGAGUGCAGAUGGGAAUUUAGGGGAGCUUGGAGGUUUAUGGCUACAGGAAGACAAUAUGAUAAUUGUGAUGUAGGGAUUCCAAGACUACGCCUUUUAAUGUUGGUUCUUGGUAGUAAAAAAUAAUCAGUAGUCUUCUUUCAUGCAAGGAGUGGUUUGUUUUCUCUGUAAUACUAUUGUCUGCAUUGUUUAGAGUUGUUUCAGAAGCCACUUAUGAGGUUUCUCUUAAUAUUGUCAGUAGUAUCCCCCUGGUGAUGAUCACUUUUAUCGGUUUCACCUGGUGCUGGUAUGUAGUAGCUGUACCGUUAACCAAAGUGAGCUUCAUGACUGUAAGCUACCCUCUGGUUGAUUUUAAUUAGGCAAAAUUGCCAAAAUAUACUCUAA